This is a messenger RNA of Salvelinus sp. IW2-2015, 687 nucleotides long. RefSeq lists its product as uncharacterized. The record is from RefSeq and is a predicted model, not a curated record. NCBI's taxonomy places the organism in Eukaryota, Metazoa, Chordata, Actinopteri, Salmoniformes, Salmonidae.
UCAGAAACGCUGUGCCGUCACUUCAGGGAUGAAGAAGGCAUGAUGGAAUGUAACGUGUGGAUGACAGCGGUCCUCCUGUUAUUAUACCUUUCAGAUCAUGUACUGACUGAACAACUUCCCAGCUGCGAAGACAGACCUCUGUACAUCCAGCGUGUGUCACUCCACAGCAGAGUGUCCAUCUCCUGCCCCAACAUGACAGGGGAGGAUCUGAGCUUCCACCUGUCGUUGAACCAGUCCCUCGUUCACACCACAGUGCUCAAGAGGAACCAGAUCCACACCAGAACCAACCAACCAGACACCUGGGCCCAGUUCUAUCUAGUUUACCAAAAUCUGAACCAGAACUUGACCAACCGCUAUGUGUUCACGGUCAACAGCACAGGCCUGUACACCUGCAUAGCAGAAAGGAGGAGGUCUCCCCCGCCUUAUCAAGAGGACUCUGUUCAGACUCUACUGAUUGAAGAGAAGCGGUGUCUAACCACCGAGAUCCACUGGCGAAUCAAGGUCAAGAUCCUCUGGCCAACCAGAGUUGUGCAGAGGUUCCUAAAGCCCUCCCCUGUGUCCGUUUUAUUGGUGGAGGAUGAUGAGGAGGAAGUGACUAUUCAGAGUGACUACGUGAACAUGAAGCCUGGAGAGAAGACGAGGCCUAAGAGAGUCCAGCAUCCAGGUCACCGGGAGAUUCUGAUUCUG